AUGGCAAAUACCGAUGUGGACAAUGUGUUAAAAGACGUGGGUGAUCUCGACAACGUUUUGUUCCAGAAGCCUCAACAGAGAUUACAGCAUGAACUCGGAGCAUUCGUUCAAGCUUUCGACGACAACUGUCACAGCAAGAUCAAUCCCGAAACGCUCGCCAGUCAUUAUGUUCAGCUUGUACAAAGUGUUCAACAACUGGAGCAAGCCAAGCAAUGCCACUUUGACUUUGAAGAGAUAUCAAACCAAGCCAGCACUACAAAGGAACGUUUAGCAGCUCUUCAGGAUAUCAUCACACAGACGGAACACUCACCGGAAACCGAUGAACUUGACGUGCAACGGCAAGAGUUUCUGAAAAUGUUGGAACAGAAACAAAAGAAAGACCUUCAGCGUUGGCAAAUGGAAAAGGACAAACUAGAAGAAUAUUAUACCAAGAAAACACGAGAAUCAACCUAUCGAAAUUUGGUGGGCUCCAAUGCAUGGUCGUAA
This is a messenger RNA of Radiomyces spectabilis, 486 nucleotides long. RefSeq lists its product as uncharacterized. The transcript has 4 exons. NCBI's taxonomy places the organism in Eukaryota, Fungi, Mucoromycota, Mucoromycetes, Mucorales, Radiomycetaceae. The record is from RefSeq and is a predicted model, not a curated record. The coding region runs from base 1 to 486 and encodes 161 amino acids.